Messenger RNA from Asparagus officinalis (garden asparagus), 834 nucleotides. RefSeq lists its product as uncharacterized. The record is from RefSeq and is a predicted model, not a curated record. Lineage: Eukaryota; Viridiplantae; Streptophyta; Magnoliopsida; Asparagales; Asparagaceae. Bases 1 to 834 code for a protein of 277 amino acids. The transcript has a single exon.
AUGAUUGGAAGUAUUGAUUGCAUGCACUGGCAGUGGAAAAAUUAUCCUAAGGCUUGGCAAGGGCAGUUUACUAGUGGACACAAGGGGACGGCAACAGUUAUCCUCGAGGCAGUUGCGUCAUAUGAUUUGUGGAUAUGGCAUGCUUUUUUAGGGCUUCCUGGUAGUUUGAAUGACAUAAAUGUACUAGAUAGGUCACCGGUUUUUGACGACAUUGAGUCUGGUGAAGCUCCACGGGUAAACUUCACCGUGAAUGGGCGAGAGUAUAAUCUUGCAUACUAUCUUGCCGACGGAAUCUACCCUAAGUGGCCUGUCUUCGUGCAGUCAAUUCAAAUGCCCCAAGGCAACAAACAUCAAUUUUUUGCCAAACAACAGGAAUCAUGCAGGAAGGACGUGGAACGCGCAUUCGGGGUACUCCAAGCACGCUUCGCUAUUGUCCGCCAACCAGCUAGAAUGUGGGAUCUUGAUGUCUUAGGAAAAAUAAUAAGGGCGUGCAUUAUUUUACAUAACGUGAUAGUAGAGGAUGAACGAGAUACGUAUUCGCGAAACUGGGAAAAUAUCGACUUUGAACCGUCGAACAAUGCUAGCUCUAGCGCCUCUUUCAAUGUUCAAACAGACGUGUUGCCGGAGUUUCAAGUCCAUGUUCAACACCGAUCUGAGGCAUAUAAUCAGACUAGAGCGGAACUACGAGAUAAGACCCAACAUAUUCAGCUGAAGAAGGAUCUUGAGGCAUAUAAUCAGACUAGAGCGGAACUACGAGAUAAGACCCAACAUAUUCAGCUGAAGAAGGAUCUUAUCGAGCACAUUUGGCAGAAGUUUGGGACAACCUAUGAUUAG